Chrysemys picta bellii (western painted turtle) is the source of this 3821-nucleotide messenger RNA. RefSeq names its product leucine rich repeats and guanylate kinase domain containing (gene LRGUK). Gene Ontology annotation, cellular component: cytosol. NCBI's taxonomy places the organism in Eukaryota, Metazoa, Chordata, Testudines, Emydidae. The record is from RefSeq and is a predicted model, not a curated record. Gene Ontology annotation, molecular function: protein binding; GMP kinase activity.
CCCGUUUCCUAAGCAACGGGCUGGUAAACAAGAUGGCGGCAACCGGGCCCCUGCCAGGGGGCAGCCGAGUCUGAAGCACCUGCACGCUCGCCCCCCUCCCCCUUCUCCCCCGGCCCCGCCGCUCCCCAUGGCCGAGCGGGGGGGCGAGGAGGACGGCACGGGGGGGCUGCCCCCCUCCCCCGCCCAGCUCCUCGGUGGGGUCCCUCUGGGACCGACGCCGCCUGGGGACGGGCCCCGCCUCGGGCAGGCGGAGCUCAGUGGCUGCUACCCGGAGCCGGAGCCGCAGGCGGGGGAGGAGGACUCGGAUUCGGACCUGGACCCGGACCCGCAGCCCAUGGAGGAACAUUUUGAUGGGGUACUGGAUGAGGGUACGGUGGCUGAGGCCCUGUACAAACUGGGGCGUUCAGCCCCUGGCGCCAAGUUUGUUUACCUUAAUCUGUCGCUUUCAGGGCGUAAUUUAAGUGACAUUAGCAUUCUUUCCAGAUACAUUCACCUAGAGAAGUUGGAGCUUUCAUACAAUAAAAUUAAUGAUCUGUCUUGUGUCAGUCAUAUGCCUUAUUUACUGGAACUUGACGCUUCCAAUAAUGAACUGACUACCUACUUUGAUUUCAAGCCACCUAAAAAUCUCAAGGAGGUGGAUUUUUCAUACAAUCAAAUACCUGAAAUGCGAGAUCUGUCUGCAUACCAGUCACUUACUAAACUCACAUUGGACCAUAAUAAUAUAGAGGAGAUCAAAGGGCUAGAGAAAUGCCGUAGUCUGACUUUCCUUAGCUUGGCACACAACAGGAUCACUACAAUCAGUGGUUUGAAAAACUUACCUGUCAAAAUACUCUGUCUGUGCUCUAACCAGAUUGAGAAGAUAACUGGUUUGGAGGACCUGAAAGUCCUCCAGAACUUGGACUUGUCCAGUAAUAAAAUCAGUAGCUUAGAAGGUUUGGAGGAACAUGAUCUACUAGAAGUGAUCAACCUAGAAAAUAAUCAGAUUUCUGAACUGGGUGAGCUGGAAUAUAUUGAAGACCUGCCUCUCCUCAGAGUGCUCAAUCUGUUAAGAAACCCAGUACAGGAACAAACAGAUUAUUGGCUCUUGGUGAUUUUCAUAUUGCUCCGACUAACAGAGUUGGAUCACAGGAAGAUUAAAGUGGAAGAAAAGGUUGCUGCUGUGAACAAGUAUGACCCUCCUCCAGAAGUAGUUGCUGCUAAAGAUCACAUGACCCAUAUUAUGUACAGCAUGAUUCAGCCACAGAGGAUCUUUGACAGCACUUUGCCUAGUCUUGAUGCUCCCUACCCCAUGUUAAUAUUAGUUGGACCCGUGGCCUGUGGAAAGCGAGAACUUUCUCACAGAAUCUGCAGACAGUUCAACAAUUUUUUCAGAUACAGCCCCUGUCACACCACGAGGGCAUCUUACUUCGGAGAAGACAACAGACUUGAUUACUACUUCAUUUCUCAGGAGGUGUUUGACAAUAUGUUGAACAUGGGGAAGUUUAUUGCAACGUAUAAAUAUAGCAGCCACUACUAUGGAUUAGGAAGAGAGACUGUAGAAUCCAUUGCCAGAGAGGGACUGGCAAGCUGUGCUCAUUUGGAAAUAGAGGGUGUGCAAAGUUUGAAAAAUACCUACUUUGAACCUCGAUAUAUCCUGUUAGUACCAAUGAACAAAGAAAAAUAUGAGGGACAUCUGCGGAGGAAGGGGCUGUUUAGCAGGCCAGAGAUUGAAACUGCAGUCUCCAGAGUGGACAUGUAUAUCAAAAUAAAUCAGGAUUUUCCAGGAUACUUUGAUGCGGUAAUUAACAUGGAUGAUUACGAUGAGGCAUACACACAGCUGAGUCUCCUCAUAAAGGAAUACCUAGGUAUGGUACAGCCUUCAGAUUUGGACAGCAGUUGGGUCUUGGACGACAAAGCAGUCACAGAUUUCAGCUCACUGUCUUUUGGAGAUCACAAAGCUUUAACCAGUGGAGGGACCAUUAGAAUUGCCCAGCCUUCUGACAUCAAUGAAUUUUCGGACUCUUCAGCCAAAAACUACUCUGCUAGAAUCUCAGCCAAACUUGCUGCACAAAAGACACCAGCGGAAGAAGCAUCUCUGCAGAGGCGGCAAUGUGCAGCACGUCAGGCGCUGUUGGGGAAGGCUCCUAGUGCAUAUGGCCAGCUGUUUCAAAGGCAUCUUGCAAGUACCCCCGCAGCGAUCAGCCCACACAGAUUACUGGAGCCACCAUCAUAUACCUCUAUGCUCCCAAGUGGAAGUAAUGUCACCCAAGACCGGAGUCUGCCCCCUGCUAGCCCAGACACCAGAAGCAGUAGAAUGAAAAGUCGCGUGCGCUCCAGAGAAUCACGUGCCACCAGUGGGUUAUCUAUAAUGUCCUCGGCUGGUGCAUUUUCAACAGAAAGCUUGUCUGCCCGGAGCCCAGUUCCUAGUGCUCGAUACUCCGAAGAGGCCAAUGCAGAAUGUGGGGACAUUGGAGGAGUCCGCAAUGGAAUGGAAAGUUUGAAAGACGCUGAACUCUCUAGUGACACGCUUGAAAAAAAAGCCAGCAAAUCCAAGUCUGGUUCUCCUCAUGUGCCCCAGAUUGCAAACCGACCAGGCUCCAACACCAAACCCGUCCUACCUCCAAUCCCAUCAGGGCGGAAAAAGACAAACCCUUGAGGGUUGACAUCGGCUGAGGCAUUGCCUUGAUCAUGCCCAUUUCUGCAGUCUAACUUGAAUACUGGUUUUGAUAUAAUUUCCUCCCCACACAAAGAAAAGUCUAUCAAAGAAUAUUAUCUUUCUGAAUCCAUCUCUGAUUAAUUCUGAAUCAUUCUUCUCUUUAAAAAACGUUAUUUAUUUAUAACUUUAUUAAAAAGUAUUUUCUGCUUUUCCCAGAGCUAGAAAUGAUUUCCCCAGAUGCUCCCCACUUGGAAAUGUCACAGAAUUUUCCCCGAGAUCCAUGUGAUCAGAUCUUCCAGGGAUAUUUUUUCUAUUUCACUGACUUAAUUGAGGUGUGGAAGCUUGAAGGCCUCUGAUGAUAAUGUUGCUUAUAGUACAAGACUGCUGAAUUAGUUUUUGCUAAGAGAGAUUUAAUGUGAUACUUAGAUUUAAGUGAGGAAGAGAAACUACUUCAUUCCAAGGCAACCUUUUAUAGAAGCUAUAUCUUUAGAAAGGAGAAGUUAUUUUUAAUAUACAGGUAUAUUUAAACAAACAACCCACAAAGGAAUGAUCAGAAAAAAUCUUUAAUUAAUUUGAUUUUGCUAAAGUUUUAACUAUUUUCUGAUUAUGCUGAGAUCUGUUUUUGCCAUAUAUAAGAGAAAUGGAGUCUCAAUAUUAAACAAAACUCAGAUGUUAACCUUUUUCAUUAUUAAUUUAUACGACUAUAUAUAUUUACUUUGUUAUAUUUACUGAACAAAUAACCUGCUCUUAUAAGCUUGCACUGUGAAGCCCUAUUGCUGUUUAUAUAACACCAGUCAUGUGCAUGGCACUUUGCAAAUGUGAGAAGACAUGAUCUAUUAUACCAGAGUGGAUUAAACUUUUCUUGUGGAACUGCUCUGGAUUUACCCCAAUGUAACUGAUCAGAAUUUGGCCGGGGCCCGUAAAAUCUAAAUUAGACCCAAAAAAAAGAACAACAGAUCAUGGUAUGUAAGGGAUAAAUCCAAUAUCCUGAACUUAAUAAAUACACUGCUACCCCGCUAUAACGCGACCCGGAUAUAACACAGGUUCGCAUAUAGCGCGGUAGCAGCGGGGCUCCAACGGUGCUUUAAAGGGUCCGGGGCUCCGGCUGCUGCAGGGAGCCCAGGGCCCUUUAAAUCACUGCUGGAGCCCUGCCACCGCUAUACCGGGGCUGAGGCAGUGGGGCUCG